CAACAUCACACCCUCAAAACUGCAAGCAGUGACUUGACGGCAAAUUCCUCCCAAUACCCAUAGCCGUCCAUACAUUUUCUGUCAGUCAGAUGAGGUGCCCGUCACACCAAGGUCCAAGGGAAACUGAACGGACACACACACACACAUACACACACACACACACGGAGCGAGAGAGAGAGAAGGAGAGAAAGAGAAACACAGACACGGACAAACAUGAGACAGCCAGAGAUGGGCCCGUUCUCGUUUCCAUGUUUCGUGCACACCUGGUUAUGAGGAGUGAGUAACAUGACAGGAUAGACAGGCGAGAUGAUGAGCGCCCCCAUCAUUGCACUAUACAGCGACUCCUGCGCCACCAACCGAGACACGAUGCGCCUGACCUGCACCGGCAGGUAGGGAUGCACUACCAACCCGGUGACAGCGGAGGUGAUGAUCAUCGCCACCACGACGACAAUCGUGAAUAGGGAGAACCGGUUGAAGUCCGCCUCUCCCAGUUCAUUGAAUGAGGCGUACAGGUAGCCUGAGGGGCUGCAGCAGCGGAUGUACCAGAUGUACAGCCAAACCUGGAUCGGCCCCAACACCUGUUGGUUGUGUCACAGAUAAGAAGAGAGAAACAUCGACCUGCCUGUCUCUGGCAUUGAUUUGCCCUCCCACCGACCGACCUCUGUGUAGGCCUUAAUCAGAAAGACGCCUGCCAUUCAUUCGUCCAUCAAAGAAGAGCGGCGUGUCCAGAUGCAGUGUAGUGUGAGCUGGCCGAUCGGUCUGCUUACCAAACGUCGCCAUGACGAACUCACACGCCUUCUCAUCCAUGUCAUACACCGAUAUCUCUUGCCCACUGUGAGUCCGAAACGAACUCGCCACCGAGGCCCUCUUCUGCGCGGUGACCGACGGCCUGCUCGUUUUGGUGGUGGCGGUCCUCCCCUCCCCUGCCAUCACACUCGAUGUGGGUGACGUCAUGGACACUCUCGUGUGCUGUCUGCCGCUGCCGUCUUUCUUGUCCUCCUCAUCAUCGGGUAAGAAUGACACAUAGGACCGGAAUCUCUUCUCCAU
This is a messenger RNA of Vitrella brassicaformis, 1047 nucleotides long. The record is from the annotation of a GenBank genome assembly. NCBI's taxonomy places the organism in Eukaryota, Vitrellaceae.